Molecule: messenger RNA, 5045 nt
Organism: Blepharisma stoltei
Lineage: Eukaryota; Ciliophora; Heterotrichea; Heterotrichida; Blepharismidae
Source: the annotation of a GenBank genome assembly
AUGGAUUCACCAUUUUUCAGUGAUAUGCUAAAAUAUUCAAAUAACCAGGCGAAGAUUAUAGAAGAGCUGCUAAAAAAUGAUGACCAAUCAAUGAAAAGCCAAUUAACUAAAGCUCUUGAAGCAAGCUUGCAAAGAGAAGGCGAGCUUAAAAAUCAAUGUGACCAACUUUUAGAGACCUUGAAAAAUCUGAUUCCUGACUCUCUCAUCCUUGAUCGAACAAUUUUAAUGAAAAUUAAACCCUUUUCUUUGAUAGAAUAAUUUUAAUAGAUUCAAGCAUGAAGUCUCUCCCUAUUUCGCAUUCAGAUCUACUCCCUAUAUUUGAUAAGGAUAAAUCUUAAUAACCUUUUAUUCAAAUUUAAUAUAUUUCAUAUCGCUUACACAUAAAUUUUUAUAUUAAAAAAUUAACUCCAUCCUUGAUCAAUAAUAUCGAUUGGUUCGAUCAAAGAUAGAGGAGUGAGGAAACUCGUGAAAAACAAACCCCUAUAAGGCCAAAAUACUCAAAAUCCAGCCCAUCAAGAAGUGUUAAAUCACCAAGCCCAUCAAGAAAACUUGCCAAUGAAUUUUUAGGUACCUCUGAGUCAGAAAUCCUUUAUAGCAGAUUAGUAUCAGGAGACCUAGAAAAUGGCUCUAAGCUCUGGAAAAAGCUUGGCUACGAAAAAUUCUCCACAACAGACUUUGAAAAUAACUAUUUAAUCCUCCAAGAAGUCGUCAAGCAGCGAGACAUCAAAAUCGCCAAAUUAGAAGCUGAUUUAAGGAUAAAAAACAAACAAAAAAAUAAUUCAGAAAUUCUCGCUGAGCUCGAACAAAAAGAUAACGAAAUAGAGCUGCUUAAGAAUACGCUAUUAAGCAAAGAUAAUGGAGACGGAAAUAUUUUGGAAAAAUACGAACAAGAUGUGCUGGAAAAAGAAACAGAAAUAAGGGAAUUGCUAUUGGAAUAUGAAAAACUGCAGAUAAGCUUUGAUAAUUUAAGGAUGGAAAAAAUGCAGACUGAUAAUGAAAUUAUAAGUCUGAGAGAAAAAGUUGCCCAAAAAUCGCAUGAGCUAAGGACUGUUUAUGAGCCUCUUGCAGUUGAUGAUAAAGAGUCACUGUUUAGGUCAAGUGGCUUGAAAUUUAACCCAGACCAAGAAUUUGAGCCUAUAAAGCAAGCUUAUUCUGAAGCUGUAGCCUACGCAAGCUAUUUGGAAUCUCAGCUUAAAAUUCUCAAAAGAUCCAAAAGUGAUAUUUUUGACUUAAAAAAUGAAAUAGAAAAUAUUUUUAAAGGAAAAAGCUUAAAUGAUGAAGAAACUGACAGAGUUUAUAGCAAAAUCAAUGAAAUCCUUCAGUCAAAAAUAAUUGAACAAAUAGACAGUAUAAACCCAUCAAUUGUGCAGUCAAUGAAAUUAAAUGUGGAAAAAAUAGAAAGUGAAAAACUAAAUAAAGAAGCUGAAAUUAUAGUACUGAAUUCUGAGAUAAAUAGACUGAAAUCAUUUUUGGAGGUUGAAAACGCUAUUGAGCUUGAUAUAAAGCAGAAAAUAAAAGACAAAUCAAGCAUUGAGCAGUGGAAGAAGAUUAAAAGAGAGCAUGUCAAUCGUGUAGAAAAAGUAUAUAAAACUGAAAUUGAAGAACUUCAAAGCUUCAUAAAGCAGCUUCAAGAAGAAAUUUCAGGAUACUUAAAAGACAUCACAAAUCUCAAAGAAAAGCAUGGAAAUGACGUGCAGGAUCUCACAAAUAAGCUUAAAAGAGAACAUGAUACCAAAAAGCAGCUCGCUGAACUUUUUGCAAAAGAAAAAUUUUCCCAUGAAAAAUCCAAAGAAAUGCUAAGCUCCAAAGUUUCUUUUGACACAGAAAAAUUAGCUGCCCAGCUAAAAGAUGCCCAAAAUGCUUUAGAAAGCAGCAAUAAAAAAAUAUUUCAGCUUGAAAAAGAAAUUGAGUCCAAUAUAAAAAUUAUUCAAAAUCACGAAAAGCUAGAAAUAGAUUUAAAUAAUAAAAUAGCUGAGGUAGAAAACUCCAAACAAAAAUUAUAUACAGAAUUGACAAGGCUAAAUAAAAAAAUCCAAGAAAUUGAAUUAGAAAAAAAUAAAGAAAUCCAAAACUUAAAAGAUGAAGUUACUGAGUAUGAAGACGUUAUGAAUAAAAAUAAACAAGAAAUUUUAGAAAAAAAUGAAAAAAUGGCUGAGCUUGAAAGGGAAAAUAAUACCAUGCAACGGGAAAUUUAUGAUCAGGACUAUAGAAUAAAAACAAAAGAUAACGUUGAAGAAAAAAUAAAAAAAUACCAAAGGGAAAUAAAAGAGCUUAAAGAGCAAGCCAAAAUAAACGAAGCUGAGCUCCAAGAUAAAAAACGAAUGGAAUCUGAUGUAAAAAUCCUCCAAAACAAUAUCAAAUUAUACGAAGAGUCCACAAAGCAGCUAAAACAAGAAAUCAAAAGAAUUUCAGCUGAUCUCCAAGAUGCCCAAAAUGAUUUAGUCGCCUCAAAACGUAUUCAGGAGUCAGAGCUCCAACGAAAAUCAUUAAACGAGCAAUUCCAAAUGUCAGAAGCUUCAAAAUUCAAAGAUCUGCAAAAUCGUUAUAUGUCUUUAUCCCAAGAAUUUUCUGCAUUAAAGCGGCAAUUAGCAGAAGCAAUGGAAGAAAGAAAUUCUUUAUACGCUCAAAUCAUUACAUUACAUUAGAAUUUAUAUCGCUUAACGUCCACUACGGGGUUACAACUCCAGGUUUAUCACUCGCCUUUCGUCGCAUCGGGCCCACCAGUCUGCUGGAGACAAACUCGCUUUGAUCACCAGGGUGCUUCCAGGGCAAAUGUCCACGUCUUCGACGGCUCAUGGAUGAGCUACUUGCUUGUUACAUGGGUUGCUUUUCCGAAAAACCCAAAAAAUGGAUUUUUCUGGUCGGCUAUCGGCAAAAAGGAAAAAUGCAAAGCUGGGACGUAACGCCCAGUUUCACGCUAGGGAGUUGCCCGAAUGGUCCAGAGGACUUUGCUGGCUUCCCCUUUCCAACCUUGCACCCUCCUUCCCCACGAGGAAAAAUCCACCCCUGAGAAUAGACUUGGGCUAGGCUCUGAAAGCUACCAGAAUUGCUUACCUAGCAUUGCUGUCCAUCUCUGAAAUGGUAAAACCUUGCCGGAUAUAAUUAAAAUAUGAGUCGAGGCUGCAUGGCCGGGAGGCCAUGCCCAGACGAAGACGCCAUAUUUUAAUUAUUUAUACGCUCAAAUCACCGAUUUAAUACAACAAAGCAAAACAAUUUCUCAAAAAAAUUCUGAGCUUGAAGAAAAUUUAGACGAAAAAAACAAAGAAAAUGGAAAAAUUAGCAAAAAAUGUGAAAAAGAGGUAAAAGGACUGAUGGAUGAAAUUAAUAAUAAAGAAAAAAUUAUACACAGCUUGCAGAUUAAAAUUCAAAAAAUAGAAAAACAGAAUGAGGAUAGCAGGAUUAUUGAAAAAUUAAAUGAAAAGGUAGAAGAAAUAGAGAAAAAAUAUGAUCAAGCUGAAGAAUCACAAAGGAAAAUGCUUGAAGACGUUAAAAUGAAAUAUAUUGACUGGUGCAAGUUCACUUCAUCAACAGCAAUCCAGCGAAUUUCGCCUUCACAAUAUCGCUCUUCAGACCCAGUUAAAGAAACCUCAAAAUUUAUCGACGCAUUUUAUAAUGAAGCCAAAACUUUAUUUUCCCAAGAUUUUCGAUCCCCACCUAUAGAAGCCCAAGACCAGCCACUUUCAGUAUCCCCAAGCGACUUUACAUCCUUUAUUGAUUACACCCAAGAAACAAACCAAGAUUUUAUAGAAAAAGCUAACAUUUUACUAUCAAGAUUAGAAGUUUUGCCAGAAAACAAAGCAAAAGCCCAAGCUAUAAAGCUACUCCAAGAAAAUAUCAGUCUAAAGCAAGAGCUUUUGGAUAGACAAAACAAAGGAGCGAAAGACGAAGAAACAUUUAAAAAAUUAAAAGACAUUAAAGGGAUAAAUGACUGGGCUCUACAAAAGUGGCAAGAUUCAGAAAGAGACGUCAUCCGGCUCAGAGCUCAAUUAUUAGAAGCUACAAAAGACUUGGAAAAUAAAAUUCAUGAGCAAAACGAAUUUAAUAAAGUUUUAGACAAGGCGAAAGAAAAAAUUGAAAAAUUAGAAAAAUCGUUGAAAAAUAUGAAGGAUAAAGAAGGAGGGGAUUUGAGCAGCGAAACCGAUACAUUGAGAAGAACUUUAAGAGAGCUGACAAGAGAAAAAAAUGAAUUAAACAAGAGUCUUCAGCAAGAAUGGCUAAAAUGGAAAUCUAGCUUAAUUGAUUUAUUAGAAAAAAUCUCAUUGGUUAUCCCUAUCAAAAAAGAUGCCUCAAUAGACGAAAAUUCCCCUGAUUCUAUCGCCCAAGCUAUCUUGUCCUCUAUUAAUGCUUAUAAAAAUGACCACACAACAGGAGCCAAAGUUUGGCCAGAAAAAGAAGAAGAAUAUCUAAAUUCUAUACAUUCCUUUGUGGUUGAAAAAAAGGGCAUGCUUAAGUCCUUAGACGAGUCUGAAAAAGAAAUUAUUAUGCUGAAAAAACAAAUAGAAUCAUUGAAAAUAUCAAUGAAAGGUUUGCAGGAUGAAAAUUCUUUGCUAAAAGACAGGCUUAAAAAAGCUGAAGAAUCAGGAAAUAGCAAAGAAAAAGCCCUUAAUGAUAGCUACCAGAGAGGAAUUCAAUAUGGGAUAAGCGAAGGUCGACAGAUAGAGCGCAAUGAACUUGAAGCAGAAAAUAAGCAUUUGCAAGCGUUAAUUAAGGAAUAUAAAGAAAGUAAAGAAAUGCUACAAAAUAAGCUGCAGGAUCAAUAUCAUAGGAUUGAUGAAGAUAGGUCUUAUCUUGAUCAAGAUGAAAUUAUUAAAGCGUUUUAUGAAGAAAAAGAUUUAAGAGAAGACUUGGAGCGAGAAUUGAAUCAGAAGUGUGAUUUAAUUGAAAGCCUUUUGAAGGAUUUAGAAAGUAAAAGAAGAUAUAUGCAGAAUCGAGAGUAUGAGUAUCAGGAGCUGCUGACGCUUAAGGAUGAAGAGCUUUUGAGACUGAGGUAUCAAUUAGCUCAAGAUAUAUCGGGUAAAAAGUCUGAUAAGUCUUUAGAUAUUUAA